Messenger RNA from Fonsecaea nubica, 2847 nucleotides. RefSeq lists its product as hypothetical. Bases 1 to 2847 code for a protein of 948 amino acids. The record is from RefSeq and is a predicted model, not a curated record. Gene Ontology annotation, cellular component: cytoplasmic vesicle. The transcript has 2 exons. Gene Ontology annotation, biological process: regulation of Rab protein signal transduction. Lineage: Eukaryota; Fungi; Ascomycota; Eurotiomycetes; Chaetothyriales; Herpotrichiellaceae.
AUGGGUCCCUCGCUCAGAGGUCAUACCUCAAUGACUUCAAUGGCUGCUCGACCUCAGACCCGCGAUACGAAUCGCCCUGCUACUCGAGAACAGCAAGUUGACAAUGCCAUGGUUCCUAGCAGAACCUCGUCUCUCCACUCACGAAUCACCCAGCCUCUCCCCUCGACACUGGCAAAGUCGAAUAACCGGCCUACGCCAAAGACGUUGACCCAUGCGUACAUGGUCUGUGGAGUGGGAAGAGAACCAUCGCAAUGGGUCAAGGCACCACCUCCAUCACAUGGCAAGAUCCAACAUAUGAAAGGAGCUGUGGGCCAGUUUUGGCUUCCGGAGAUUUUGGGGAGCAGUCCCAGACUGGAGAGCGACAAUGAGAUUGCAAGAGCUUUACACAGCGCCAUGAGGGCGUGCUUUCCGCACGACGUUGAGAUCUGCACGGGCAGAAGCCAACCACACUGCGUUCACCACUCCUUCGUCCUCCAGCAGGACUCCCAGCACACUCUAUACGGCAUUGCCCUGCGGGUUUGGUCACGGGCUGACGAGAAACGUGCCGAAACCAUUCGCGACCUGCGCCGCAAGACCGAGCCCGACUAUAGAGACGUGGCAGACGAGACCUACUGGAUUCCCUACUGCCUGAGUUUCCUCUCCAGGUAUCCCCUGUACAACCUUUUGGGAGACUACCUGCGAGGAAUGUGGAUUCACUGGAACAAGGCCACCAAUCUGUUUCAUGCCGAGGAGGUGUCGAGAAUCCUCAGCUUUCCUGCUCCACGACUAAACGACCUUGUACGGAUCGAUAUGAAAGAUUAUGCACUUUGUUAUCAAUUCCCAUCCUCACCUACUGGAUUCCAGAACUUCAACAUGUGGCCGCUCUUCUGCUGCUUGAGCAUCCCCAAUAUCGUAGGCCUGAUUGAAGCAGCAGUCUCGCCUACACGCCGCAUCAUCCUCACCAGCCACCACCCGGCGAUGCUGACCAUUGCAGCUGAGACCAUCAGAUUCUGUGUUCGAGUAUACGAGUGGAGCGGUCUGUAUGUGCCUGUUGUCCAUGCUCGCAAUGCCAGCGAGAUGGUGCAAGAGCCGGGACCAUACAUCCUAGGUAUCACCACCGAAUGCCGAUCACUCUUCCAACCUCCCAAGGAUGCUCUCCUCGUCGACCUGGACCGGAAUCUCGUCAUCACUGAUCAUCCCCCAAAUAUCUUGACCGCUGGCCAACGUACCAAGAUGAUCAAUCGCCUAACACAAGCUCUGAAUAGCGACGUCGAGAUUAGCGGCGUCCCCCAACAUCUCAAGUCGGCGUAUGGAGGUGGCAAGCUCAUCCCCGCAGGACAGAUCAUUGUUCUGCGUGGUGAGGUUGAAAGCGUUCAAGAUCCCUCAUGGUGGAACCAAGACGCCGUGAUGGCGGUCAUGGACCACGUGUGCGAGAAGCUCGGCCGCAACACUGGUGUCAAAGCCAUCUUCGGUGGGACCAUGAAGAAACCCCUGAUGACCAAGAUCUCCAUGAGGCACAUGAAUGAGAUUGUUCGAGAACGCAAUCAAUAUUCAAGAGACGCACUCGAAGCAUGGCAGGACUUUAUCAAUCUCAAGGGCCGCAUGGAUACAGAGCUUGCCAAGGUUGCAAAGAGGAAUAACUACCUCGAGCAAGAAGUGGAGACGUGGAAGCUGCAAUUCCAGAAAUUCCAAGCCUUUGUCGAGUCUCUCAACAAGGAGUUGGCUGAACUGCGUGUCAAGAUUGAGUCUCACAAGCGUGAGAACCGCAGACUCACUGGUCUCAUCGAUCAACAGAAAGACGAUGCUGCUCGUCUGGCUCUACGCUUGUCUGGCACUGAGAGACAGCGUGACAACGCCCUGGAGGCAUUGGUGCUCCAGCAGGGCAUUGCCGAAGAUUUGGAGAAGGAGCGUGCUCGCAAUCGCAAGGAGAUUGCUGCCCUGCAACAUACCAACCAGACCCUGCAGAGACAACGUGACGAAGCUCAGCGUGUUGUUCUACACCUUCGAUCCCUGAUCACCGGCCAAACCCACCACAUGGAACACAUUGUUCGUUCCAUCGGAUCUGCUUCCGAGUUGGCCGAGUACAUCAACGAAGGGUACGAAGAGGAGGAAGAAGAGGAGGGAGAAGGAAACCCUGAUGAAGAAGAGCAGGAUGGAACUGCCGAGGAUGGUGAAGGGCUUAAGCAUGCCAGACUGACCGCACGACCAUCAAGGUCUGGCUCCAUCGACGGCCAAGACGUUACACCGCAAAUGGAGAACAAGCUCCUGGCCGCCAGCAAGAGAGCUAGUAAACGCUAUUCAGAGCUCAGCAUGUCUGAUGUGGCUGAUCGUCAUCUCCGCGACAAGACUGAUGCUAUUGCUGAUAUCAUCCGCAACAUCAGUGAGCAGUGUGCUGCUGCUGUCGAGGGACUUCAGCUCGCCAAUGAAGCGGCUGAUGUCGAGGAGGAAGAGCAGGCCGAGGCAGAUGAGACCAACAUGUCGACUUCGACGGGGCAUGUUCGACAAGACAGUGAGAACUUGUCUCCGGUCGACCAUGGUGCCAGCGAUUCUCGCGCUGGCACGGGUCAUUUGACUCCCCAGAGCGAACGAAGCUCGAUUCCUCCCACACCGGACUUGGUGCACCAACGAUCUAGUACUGCCUUGAGCAUGGCAAGCACGGCGCCCACGAACUACACUGCUCGAGAGUCUCUCAACCACAACACUCGAGGUCCUGAUUGCACGAAGAUUGUUGAGGAUGAAGAUGCCGAUCGAGCCCACGUGAAUGUUGCCAGCGGCACUGGUAGCGUGAAAGGCGACUCGGUGUCGGAGGAAAACAUCAAGGUGCCCCCCGGUCGAGGACCAGUUCUCAGCCGUGUGUUGGAAGCAUGA